UAUACGGGGGAGAUUCGUCAAGAACCCAUUUUCUAUCUUGAACCUAAUUUGGAAAAUGGUUCGAAAUCAAGAGGAUCUUCCAAGAAGAAACACGAAUCUUAAUUGGAGGACACGAAUCGAGCACUCCCGAUUAGUGUCGCAAGCUUCUUCAAUCCUCUUGCAAAGGCAAUUCAAAUUCUGGGCUCCACUUCUUCGUCGUCUGAGGCUAUCCUCCAAUUUUAACCCUACGCUGUUUAAUCAAAUUCUGACUAAAAUCAAAUCCCACCCAGAAAUCUGUAUCAAUUUCUUCAAUUUUUCCCAGAAGAGUCUUGAUUUCGAGCCAGACCUUACGGCCAAGUGCGAGGUCUCCCGGAUUCUAUUGUCCUCUCGACUGCCUGAACUUGGAAUGCCCGUUUUGAACUCAAUUGUUCAGGAUCAUCCGCCGGAAACAAUCAUGCCGUUAAUGAUUCAAUCUUCCGAGGAGCAGGAGACUCUCUCCCCUGUUUUCAGCUCUGUCGUUGAAUGCUAUUGCAGUAAGAAUUUACAUUUGGAGGGUUUGGAGGUUUAUCGUAUGGCUAAGCGGAAUAAAGUUGAAUUAGGGUUAGGCUGUUGCAAUGCGUUGCUUGAUAUAUUGUGUAAUAAAAAUGAAGUUAGAUCUGCCUGGUGUUGUUUAGCAUCGAUGAUUAGAAGUAACAUUUCUUUGGAUCACUCUACAUGGACUGUGAUCGCGCGACUUUGGUAUAAAGAUGGAGAAUUCGAAAGAAUAUUGAGGAUUUUAGACAUGGGAAUUCAUGCACACGAGGUGUUCGACCUAAUGAUUGAUGGCCAUUGCAGAAGAGGGGAUUUCGAAGCUGCAUUUGUUCAUCUAAACAAGAUGUCCAGCCAUGGAAUCGAUCCGAGUUUCGCUACGUACAGCUCAAUUUUAGAUGGAGCUUCCAAGUAUCAAGCUGGGAAUGUCGUCGAGACCAUAAUCUCUUCAAUGGCGGAGAAAGGACACAUCAUUUCACCCUCAGCUCCGGAAUUCUACGACGCGAUCAUCCAGAAGCUUUGCGUUAUAGGAAAGACAUUCGCCGUUGAACAUUUUUACAAGAGAGCGCGCGAUCUAAAAGUCGAGCUACAACAUGGUACUUACAGAUGUAUAUUAAAGGCGCUACUAUCCGAGGAAGGAAGAAUCUCAGAUGCAAUUACGCUGUAUAACACAGUGCAGGGAAAGAACAUUUCAUUAGAUAUGGAUUCCAUCGACAAAUUUGUAGAUUCUCUCUGCAAAGAGGCGGCGUCGAGAGAAUUUAGCAGACUAUUAGUCGCGAUAAUAAAAGGCGGAUCCAUUUCCAAUCCGAAAGGACUUUCUGCGUACAUCAGCAAGCAGUGCAGCAAACAUCAAUGGAGGGACGCGGAGAAGCUAAUGGAUGUGGCUCUAGAUCGAGGAUUUAUGCUCGAUUCCAUUUCUUGCGGCUGUUUUGUCAAAAGGUAUUGUCGCACCGGGCGAAUAGACAAGGCGAUUGCUCUGCAGAGUAGGUUAGAGGAGCUGCAGUGCGAUUUGGACAUUGGCGCGUAUGAAGUGUUUCUUGCGGCAUUGUUUAGAGGAAAAAGAGGCGACGAAGCGAUGAAGGUGUUCGAGUAUAUGCGCGGUCAGGGCGUGACGAGCAGCGAGAGUUUUUCGAUCAUGAUAAGAGGUCUUUGUGAAGAGAAGGAACUGAGAAUGGCUAUGAAACUACAUGAUGAAAUGGUGCAUUUGGGGCUCAAGCCUGGUUUGAAAGCUUACAAGAGGUUAAUCUCCGGAUUCGGAAACACUUGACUGAUUUCAAAUUUAAAUUUUUAUUUAAAUAAUAAUUUAAGGAUACAAAUAUUACAAUAUUAUUUAUUAUAU
Andrographis paniculata is the source of this 1846-nucleotide messenger RNA. Its product is annotated as pentatricopeptide repeat-containing protein At4g21170. The record is from RefSeq and is a predicted model, not a curated record. The transcript has a single exon. Lineage: Eukaryota; Viridiplantae; Streptophyta; Magnoliopsida; Lamiales; Acanthaceae. The coding region runs from base 56 to 1774 and encodes 572 amino acids. Gene Ontology annotation, molecular function: protein binding.